AUGAUAAAGAAUUGUUUAAUUUAUUCUUUUAUUUUUUCAUUACUAUAUUAUAAUUAUUUCAUAUUUGGAGAAAUUUUAAAUAACCAAGAUUAUAACUGUAUAAAUAAUAUAUUUCAAAAAGCUGGUAUUAGUACCGAAAAUGAUACCACUUUAGGUUAUUACGAUUUUUGUAGCACUAAUCACAUUGAAUGUAAUGGUAAUAGUGUAACUUCAAUAACACUACAACAAAAUAUUGAACCAUUAUAUUAUACAGAUUUUAAUUGUUUUAAAAACCCUUUAUACAAUGUAAAUUUUAAUGGAUCAACUAUUUCUCCAGAUCUAUUCACAACAUCUCCAGGGUUUAGUUAUAGAUUACAAUUCUUUUCAUGUGCAAACAUUUAUAUUAAUCAACCAGUACCUUUACAAACAAAAGAAAUUUAUAUAAAUAAUUUAAUUGAAGAAUUGAAAACCAAUAUAUCUUUUUCAAAAAUCAAAUCAUUGAAUUCCUUUAUUAUGUAUAUGACAAACCCCUAUGUACCAUAUAAUUAUCCUUAUUUUUUAAAUGAUGUAGAUUUUUACAUUCCACUAAACCAAUUAGUUAUUUAUUCUUUAAACGUACCUUCUUUUACAUUUUUAAAUCCAUCCCAAGUUGAAAUUACAUUGGGUAAAGGUUUUGAUAUUUCUUCAUUGUCUAAUUUUAAUGAUGUAUCACAUUUCAAUAAUUCAUGCUCCAUUUCAUUAAAAGUUUUGGAGGGAUCAAUAUCAAGCUUCCCAUUUUCUAAAGCAAAUAAUCUUUUAAAAUCUGUAACAAUACAAAGCUAUAUUGAUAAACCUUUGAAUUUAAUUGAUUUGAGUAACUUAAAAAUUACAUCUUUAAUAAUGUCAAAUGUUUCAAAUUUAUUCAACAUUAACAACGAAAUACCAUUUACAAAUUUUCCUUCAACAAUUCAAACAUUCAAUUUUUUGGAUGGAAAGAUUAACAGUAUUCCUAAAAAUAUAAAUGUAGAAUUUAUUUCAUUUAGAAAUAAUUCAAUGAGUGGUCCAAUUGGUAAAUUAAGUCAAUUUGGAAGCAAUGUAAAAAAUUUAUUUAUUUCAAUGAAUAAAUUAAGUGGAACAAUUGACGAAUCAUUUUGUGGCCUUCAUGAUUAUGAUUUCUCAAAUAAUUCAUUUACCAGUGUUCCCAAAUGUUUUAGUUGUUUCUUCCCAAAAGAUCCUAAUUAUGGUUCAGAAUUAAAAUCAAAAUUUGUUACGAAUCAAUUUGAUGCAAGUCAACCUCAAGACUGUAAUGUUGUAUUAAAUUUAGUUUUAGAAAAUGGAUUAUUAAAAUUGUUUGGAGAUUUCGUAGGAUUAUAUAGAUAUGGAUUCAAUUCACAACCAAACAAUGUGGAUUGGGUUUGGAAAAACUAUACAUAUUAUAUUGGAACACCAAAACAAGGAACAACAAUACCAGAUCUUAUUAGUUUUAAAUAUGAUUUCUAUGAAACAAAUUUCACAUUAUUUACAUCAUCAACCCCACCAAAAAUUAAAACAGUUGAAUCAUUUCCUGCUUCAACCACAUUUACAUUCAAUGGUGAAUACUUUAAUUAUAAUAUUUCAGAGACAAAUGUAAAAAUAGGUAAUAAAAUUUGUAAUAUAAUUUCAACAGAAUUUUCAAAGAUUGUUUGUUCAGUUGAUGAAUUAUUUGAUUCGUCAUUAAAAGAUUUAAUAACAACCAUUCAAGUUGGAAAUUUGAAACAACAAAUAACUGUAACACCCUAUAUCAUGAACACAGUAAUUCAAUGUAAUGAUAGUUGUGAUGGUGUUUGUUAUACUUCCAAUGGUACAUGUGCUUCAAUAGCGUUUUAUGUUUCAUCAGUUGUUCCAAUUCAAGAAAACACCGAAGGAACAGUACAGCUCUAUGGAUCAUUUGGAGAAAUUCAUAAUGAUUUAUCAAUUACUAUUGGUGGUUCUAUAUGUAAUAAAACAUAUAUUGAUGCUGGUUUAAUUAAUUGUACAUUAAAAGCAGUAGGAAGUGGUAUAAAACUAUUGAAUGUAACUCAAAAUGGUAAUUCAUGGAUUAGUAAAUCAAUGUUUAGCUAUUUACCACCAAAUACCGUUAAAAAUUGCCCAAAUAAUUGUUUUUCAAAUUUAAAUCAAGGAGUUUGCAACACAUCCCUAGGCCAAUGUGAAUGUUUCCAAGAAUAUAGUGGAAUAGAUUGUAGUCUCUAUAGAGGUGGAAAUCAUCCAGAAACAACUAAUGAUGUAGAUGAAAAUACUGGUAAAUCUACCUUAUCAAAUAAAGAAACUAAUUAUGAAAUAGAUAUUAUACAAUUAUUAGAAGUUGAUAUAAAUGAUAAAAUCGUUAAUAACUAUUCUCUUGAAAACAAUUGGAAAUUAAAAAAUGUAACAAAUAGUAAAACAUUUUUCUUUUCCCAAAAAAUUCAAAAUUCAAAUUGUGAAUUAAUUUCAAUAAUAGAUCAAAUUAAUAGUGAUCAAAGAUUAUCUUUUGCAGGUGUUGAUUUUUAUAUUCAAUCUGGAGCUAUUAAAUUAACCAUUUCAAUUAGUAACUAUACAUAUUCAAGCUCUUUAAAUACACUAAAACUUCAAAUGAAAACAAUUGCCAAUCAAGAAUCCACAAAUUGUAAUACCAAAUCAACAGAUAUUGAUACAAGUGGUAUAGUUACAAAUUCAACUUUAAAUUAUGUUACAAUCAAAAAGAAUAACAAAGUUUUAGUUGGUAGAUUUAUUAAUCGUGUCUUAUCAGAUGGUAGAUCUACAUUUAUCACUUCAAAUGUUGUAUCAACAAGUGAUAAAGAAUCUUUAAUAUUACAAGUUAAUUUACCCCAUUGUGUUUCAGAGUGUGUCAUAGAUCCAGAUUUCUCAUUACUAGUUAGCCCAGAUUACAUUGACAAUUGUUCAACGAAAAGAAAAUGGGUUAUACCAGUUGCAGUUGUAGUUAGUGUAGUUGGCGCAGCAUUUUUAAUUGGACUUUCAAUAAUUAUAUAUAGAAAGAAUCAAAUAGCAAUUAGAAUUAAAUUAUCAACUAUUAGAUUAUCAAAAAAAUAA
This is a messenger RNA of Dictyostelium discoideum AX4, 3024 nucleotides long. Its product is annotated as EGF-like domain-containing protein. The record is from RefSeq and is a predicted model, not a curated record. Lineage: Eukaryota; Evosea; Eumycetozoa; Dictyosteliales; Dictyosteliaceae. The coding region runs from base 1 to 3024 and encodes 1007 amino acids. The transcript has 9 exons.